AUGUCGGACUGCCCACCGUCGCUGAGUGCCUGGACGAGAACACAGAGCCAGGGCGAAGGAUUGACUGGACACCACCACGCUGUCAGAUCCUUUCUUGUCCACCGCCGGAGCCUAUGCCACUGGGCUAUGACUACGACAACGAGACCCGGACCUACACUUGCGCAGAUGGUUAUGCAGGGAGGCCUAGUGUCGCCUGUCGUGCCGGCCCAUCGCCAGGGUGCGAGGUUCUGGCAGCUUCCAAGCUGCAGACUGAUAGCCGCGAAGUUUCUUUCGCUGUGUUUUUUUUGGGUUCGCCGAGGAGCUCUCGGGAUGUCUGCCUCUAGCAGCAUGCCCUUGCCUCGGCCGCUGGGGCUCGCUCUCUCUUUGCUUCUGUUUGUAGCCGCGCGAUUUUUUGCCGAUCGUCAGUAG
Molecule: messenger RNA, 408 nt
Organism: Symbiodinium necroappetens
Lineage: Eukaryota; Dinophyceae; Suessiales; Symbiodiniaceae
Source: the annotation of a GenBank genome assembly